GCCCCACUCCAGGACACGUUCUCCCUUGCAUGCUGGAGUGUGCCCAUCAUACAAACUGUGUCUCUAUUGUGACUUCUUCUCACAUUUCAGAAGCCUUUCUUUGUGAGUGGUGAGGAGCGGGUGGUGUGAUUUUCAGACUGCACUGUGCCAUGCACACCCACAAACUCUAACAAUCCCUUAUGAUGCUCAGCUAUCUGCACCAUUGAAGUGGACAGUCUCCAAAAGCAUCUUCUGCAGUGUGGGGUUGACGUCUCUUGCACCAUUUCAAAGGAGCAAGGAUUCAACUGUAUCAAUGUGUCUGAUUGUGCCCAGCUGCUGUGUGUACAUAUCCUAUUGAGGCUGAGAUCGACACAAUGAGCGCGUCACACUACACCCUGGCACUUAUAGCCUUGUGUCUCAUCCAGGGGUCAAUCUGCCAGUGGUCUGUUUGGGUCGAUCGUUCCAUUUCCGUUUGGGAAGGGGAGACCGUGGUAUUAAACUGUUCCUUUCAAUACCCGGAUCCGGUCCGAGAUCCAUCUACGGUAACUGCCCGGUGGCUGAAGAACUCGCCCUUUCCUGGCAGCCUGGCCGCUGAAAUAUACAACAACAAAAACCUGGAGAGAGUGUCAUCUGAAGUGCAGCUGAUCGGGGACCUGAACGAGAGAAACUGUACACUCCAGAUAGAAAACAUCCACAAGGCAGACACCGGGACUUACUACUUCAGAUUCGAACUGGGGCAGGGAAACAACUGGUCAGGAGAAGAUGGGAUCAGUGUCAAUGUAUAUGGUCGCCCAACAAAACCAUACAUAUCCGUCCCCACGGAAGUCAUUGAAAGUGAUGAAAUUGUAACUUUGACCUGUUCCACCGACAACAUUGAUCAAAGAGGAAAGGCUAGCCUGAGCUGGGAAGGUGUCGAAGACCUGACGGAUUUGACCCCCAAGAGUGAGGAACAAUGGGCUGGUUACUCCUGGUCACUUAAGAGCUACCUGGCCUUCAUCCCAUCCCACCAGCACCACAACCAGCUCAUCAAAUGCACGGUUAACUACACGCCAUACCCAUACUCCGAUGAAACCUACAUCAUGCUGCAAAUAAGAUACCCUCCAAGAAAUACCAUCCUCCUUGUGAAUGCAACGCAGGAGGAAGUAAAAGAAGGUGACUGCGUUACGCUUGUGUGUGUUGGGAACAGUUUCCCCGAGGCUAACUACACCUGGUACAAAAAAGAACAAUCCAUGAAUAAAACGGAGAUCCUCAAUACUGCAAGUGGCGAUAUAUUAUUCAAAAAAAUUUCAAGGAAGAAUUCCGGAUUCUAUAACUGCAUGGCUACAAAUUAUUUGGGACACAGUUUGUCUUCAGAAGUAGAAAUUGACGUGCAGUACAAACCGGAUAAAGUUACAAUCAGCCAGGAACUUCUAUACAAGUGCAUUGCUGAGGCCAGUCCUCCUGCAGUCAUCACAUGGAAGAUCAGUGACGACAGUAUAAAUCUCACUGAUCCCAGGGUCAGUAUAAAGUCAGAAUUCAAUGGCACUCAUACAGUUAGUACACUGAAAUUGGAAACAACAGCAAGCUUUUGUGUUUCGUGCCUAGCUCAGAAUAAACAUGGAGUGUCGGUGACAGAGAGGUGCCCACCUGGUUCAUAUACAAAAGUGUUGCUCCUGAUCGUUGGGGUAAUUGCCAGUGGAGCAGUUGUCAUCAUUAUAUUUAUAAUUGUCGCUUGGAAGCGGAAGAAAGAAGUGAUUGAAGGGCAAGAGCUGGAGAGUGAUUCCCAACCAGUGAUCUAUACUGAGGUACAGACACCAAAAAAGACUGAUCCAGAAGGCAAAGAUGCAAGGAUCCAUGGUGAAUUGGUAGCUCGGAUUCAGAACUGGCUUACCCAUAACUCCGGGAACUCAGUCUGAGACCAGCGGGAGACGAGAGAAAGAAUUUGCCUAUGCCAACCUGCAGCAUGAAUCAAAUGGCAAACAAGCUAAAGGUCAGAGCAACAGAGUGGAGUUCUUGGGAGCCGUGUGAAAGAACCUGGAACGAAUGCCUGCAAUCAGUUAAAUAACACACAGGCAGCACAGAAUUGACAACACCUGAAACUGGAGCCGAACAAGGUGGUGCGUGGUGGUUUUUACGGGUAAACCCUGACUGUAUUUUGUUUGUGCAAUGAAAACAAAAUAGGCACAGGCUGUUAUCUAUAUAAUAUAUCAGAAACCUUGCAGAUUAUGUGUCCUUCUGCAGUUUACUUCCACACUUUGUGGCACACUUUCUCCUGCCAAAUGUUUGCCCUUUCUACUUCUCCUCUUCUGACUCUUUCAAUCAUAUACGUUUCUACUUCCUACUUUGCUCCUUGCACGGAACUUGCACGCCAUUAAUUUAUUUACCCUGCUUCGUUUAUCCCAUCCCAGUUCGCUCAUCCAAUUUUUUUCUGCUUACAACUUGAACCCAGUCUUUACUCUCAUAGUUGUGAGUAAUGUCCCAUAAAUGGGUGAACAAGCCUGGCUGUACACGAGGGCUUUGUAAAUACUUCUAAACUCUUUUUAUCUUGGAUGUGCAGAAUAGUUCCAAAAUUGUCUCCACCAAUGAAUUGAGCUAUAAUACAGCGUAGACAGUGUAUUAUGCAGCAAACAAUAUCAAUGAACUCAGUAAACAGUCUACAUAAAGAAAAAACAAGAUUCUCCCAAUAAUAGCACGAUAAUGUCCCUAGAAGAAAAUGCAAAGCAUGAAGCAAUGCUACAUACAAAUUGUGUGCAUAAAAUCAACCUGGCACUCACAGUAAUGUGAGCAUCAUACCUGAUUGAUAGAAGAAUUCAUCCACCAUUUGCAUUCUACUCAGUACAAAGGUUGCCAUUAUUUGCAACCUUGGAUGUUAACUAAGUCUCCCCCUGCUUUUGCAUUUAAAAAAUCACAGUACUGGAAAUAUGUGCAAGCUCCAGUAUUGGAUGGAACAGUGGAUGUAAAAUGUUGUUCUCUUACCUUGAGCGCCUGAAUCGAAUUUCACUGUACCUCAAUUGGUACAUGUGACAAUAAACUGACCUUGACCUUGACACAUUGAAAAUAAAUUAUCCUCUGCACAUGGGAUCAGAAUUUUCUCAGUCUACUGACUAAUAUGGUACGAUCUGAACAGUGAGUUGUAUUCAAAUUUUUACUUACCCUGGGUCUGACUGAUCUGAUUUAAAUUGGCUGAGCAUGCAUGGUGACUGAAACCAUUCCAGAUGCUGUUAAAGUAUACCACAAAUAUCCUAAUUUACACCAAGUCCUGUUUACUAAAUGACCGUCAUAUCUUGCUGAAAACCCCUGUUUAACUUUGGGUGUGUUAAGGUGCUCACAGGCUGGUGCAGCUUAGAGGGCAUUUUACAUUGUAUUUAACAACAUGAAUGUUUAAUGCAUUGCGUUCCAAAAGAGCCAGUUCUUCAACAACACUCACCAAGUAAUCUGUGGAUGCACUGGAGUGGGUGUAGGAAGGGCAAUGAAAGGCUGUCAGAAAUUACCAGUCCUGUCUGCAACAUAUGAUAGGAAAAAUAACUCUUUUAUUUGUGCUCAUUUCUUCUGACGUUGACAAGCAAAAUAUUAUCAAAUUAAACUGAGAAGCUCAUGUAAUUUGUGCCAGCUAAUUAUCUAAAGCAUUUAUAUAAAGAGGAACAUUAAUUGGAAGGUAAAGCUUUACAGGAGGAGGCUGCUGGUAUAGUGUAGGUGACAUUGCUAGGUGAAGAUGAAUUAUGUGUCAACUCUGCCUCUUUACACAGACAUGAAGGGUUCAGAAAAGGUUAUUUUAGCUGCAAUAUCUUCUCCUUUUUACAACACGUGUAGAUAAUUGUAUGCACUUCUAAACCACAAUCUGUCAAUGUUUCUCGUAAACACCACACCCUUGUAUGUUAGCCAGUGAUUCAUUGUGUUGGGAUUUCCCCUCGUAUGCAAAUAUUCUCAGAAGAACACGUAUAAGGUUUUCAUAUCAUUACCUGCUCCCAAACUCCAAACCUUCCUCUCCUUCUCCUUACAAUUAUUAUGUUUGGUUUCCUUUCUCACUGUCCAUCUCCCAUUCAAUCAACUGCCUCUUCAGGUUCCCAAGUCUGGUUCCCAAGUCUGGUUCCCAAGUCUGCUUGAGCACAUUCCCAAAAAGAGCAUAUUCCCACUCUUUUUCCCUUCAAUUAAUGUCAAUCUGACAGGAGAGUCUUUGCAGAGCGCUACCUUCUCAUGCCAACUGCAUUGCCACAUUCAUUAAUGCAUUGUUGGUCAAUCUUCUUUCAUUGAUUCCCAAUAUUGAUUCUACUGUCCUCUGAUUUUUCUUUUGGGUGUUGUCGGCAAUAUCCUGGAAUAUUAAUCUUUACUCCUGAGAAAUCCAGGAAAAUCCAGGAGAACUGACAACCUUUAUGUGUUAGUCUGUAUGAACCCAUAUCUAUCUAUCUAUCUAUCUAUCUAUCUAUCUAUCUAUCUAUCUAUCUAUCUAUCUAUCUAUCUCCUAUCUAUUUACAUUGCUUGCUAGCUUUUUUUCUCUCUCUACCUCUAUACGUAUCUCCACAUGUAUUGAUCUAAUCACAUUUUUGAACAUUUUUCUGUCUCUUUUUCCUUCAACCUGUCUUUCGCACUCUUGUUCUCUGUUAGUCUUACUUUAUAUAUCUCACCAUUUUUCCAUUUCUAUGGAAACAUCUAUUUGCUUUUUCCCGACCUACUUUAUUUCAUUUUCUGUCUGUCUAGCAUUCUCUUGCCCUCUCUCUCUCUCUCUCUCUCUGAUUUGUUUUAUUCACUUUAACUUACAAUGUAGCCUAACAUUCCAUUGUAAAACUUCUACAGAACUAAAUUUUGGCAUCUAUUGGAAUAAUUGCAAUUAAAAUAUAUGGUCUGUCAAUACAAGUAUAGGGAGGAGUUUAACUAGAAACUAACAUUAAAAGUACCAUAAGUUAAAUCUAGAAAUAAUUUCAAUAAUUAAUCAACAUUUUAGCAAAUCAGAAUUAAUCAUUUUGUGUUUCACUAUUCUUUAUAUACAAAAGCUUAUUUCUGUUACUAGAAAUACUCAGAAUCUCCAGGCACUGAAUCUCAGGAAUGAACCAUGCCACCACUUCAGUGGAAACGAGAUUUGUAUUUCACAAAGAGAUUGUAUUAAUAUUCUGAAUUUGGAUAAUUAUACAAUGCUUAUAUUUGUUAACAAGUCUGCAAAAGGGAGGUGGUGCACCCAUCCAGCUGUGCCUGGCUAGAGUGUAAUGCAAUGAAAUGCAGGACAGCUGUGGCUCUAUAGCAGAGGCAAACAUUACAGCGUUACUCUGCACAGUUAUCUUAACUUGGGCAAUGCUGAUAUCAAAUUGGUCAUGAGUGUCUAACCCACCUGAUCUCUCUCCCCAUUGGUCGCUGGUAGAGAGUGGGCAGCCAAUUUAUCAUUGACCUCAGCCAUAGCUAAAAUAACCACACUUUGUGCAAUCCACUGACAAACAGUAAUCAGUGGCCUGGGGAUGUAUGGUAUAUUACAAUAUCUUAUUUUAUAUAUUUAGUGGAAGUAGCCUUAUGACUGUACAGCUGUGUGCUUUGUCUAUCAAUUACACUGUUCAUUAAGAUUAUGUAAAAAGUAUGUAAAUUAUAUAAUUACAGUUUAAUGAUUAACGCAUCCUGACAAAUAAAUUAAAUCUGUGUAUUAUUAAGA
Amblyraja radiata (thorny skate) is the source of this 5590-nucleotide messenger RNA. RefSeq names its product myelin-associated glycoprotein-like. Gene Ontology annotation, molecular function: sialic acid binding. NCBI's taxonomy places the organism in Eukaryota, Metazoa, Chordata, Chondrichthyes, Rajiformes, Rajidae. The coding region runs from base 354 to 1874 and encodes 506 amino acids. The record is from RefSeq and is a predicted model, not a curated record. Gene Ontology annotation, cellular component: plasma membrane. Gene Ontology annotation, biological process: cell adhesion. The transcript is spliced from 11 exons.